AGCAAAAGCCAUCGUGACUGCUUUACUUCAGUCUAUGUAAAUCGUUCGCGCACUUAGCAUAUCGCGUAUCGUUGUAUAUUUCUUGUUGUAUGUUUUUUUUUUCUUUCUGAUCUGUUGAGCAAUUUUCGUGUUCGUUUCCGUCUGUUGUGUUUUUUAGUGUGCGUCUCCGAAGUGAUCGUUCAGAGUUGAAAAGCAACAAAAUAAACGCAAGAACGAACGAAAUUGACGUCUCAUUUUUUAAUGGACAAAACAAGUGACAAAACGUUAGUGCAAAUAAACUAGUGACGAACAACAACGACAACAACGAUAAAAAAAAGAGUAUUUAAUCGCAAAAUAAAAAAGGCAGCGCAUGAAAAAUAGAACCAGCGAGAGAAGAAGAGUAUACACAUGUGAGAGACAAAAAAGACAUCUAUAAAAGAGAAACGACGCGGCAUACUCCAAGAAGAAGUGAAUAUAUACAUAUAUCUGGAAAAAUACUGAAUGCGAAAAAAAAAGUUCAUGAUUAAAAUCAAAUAAAAGACAAGAGCUAAAAUACAGUCACAUCGACGAAUUUUGUGUCUUCUAUUUCUUUCAUUUUUUUUUCUCUGGAUGUGUAUGUGAACGUGGGGAUUUCUUCUUCUAUAAAACUCUGAUUAGUGGAUUUAAGUGGUGUGUCAAACAUCUGAAUGAAAACAAAAAAGCAAUUGAGCACAUUAUAUGUGUAAACCUUGAAUGAACUGAUGAUCUUCAUUUAUCGAAUGAAAGGAGAAACCAAAAAAGUCUCUACGUUUUAGGGAAAAAAUUUUUUACUCAUGCACAAAAAAUCGACUUAUUCAAUCGUUCGUUGAUAUUUUUUUUUCCUUCGUUCAUGCGAUAAUCGCGAAGUAAUCAAUUAUAAUCGUAGUGUAUAGGAUACGGUCUUAAAUUCGUUUCGAGCUCAUUGAACGAACAAGUGUGUUUGCCACUGUGUGUGAAAUUUACGGUUCGUUAACGGACUUCAUGACUUAUUGUGGUUACCUCAUUUUGUUUGCCUCACAAAGAUAAACACUCGGCCUCAAAAGGAAACUCAUAUAUAUAUAUAUAUAAGUGUGUGUGCCAUUUCACCUUCUAAUCCAAUUUAAACGAGAAAAAAAAAUAAACCUUCCAAUACACUAUUAAACACCCAUUAGAAUCUAUCGAUAUUCUGUUAGAACGAGUAAGAAUCGACAGUUCAUUUUCUCUUCUGGUGGAGGCAGCUCUAGCGACAGUAAGAAAAAUAUAUCGCUAAAAGAGCAAGCACUGUUUGUCCUUGUCUAUGUAAAUUCGGUGAAACAUGAUUUUUAUUUCAUUCCAUCACACUGGCUGCCUGUAAUAAUAACACUAAUCUUCCGGUUCACUGGCGUAGAAAAGCCGGUUUGCAUUUGCGCAGCAUAGAGGAACCAAAUAAAAACAGAAUGCCCGCUGAGCAGGGGGGCACAGAACGAAUCGAUAACAUUGGCUCUCGUUCUGUUGUCCUCCUGCCAACCUGCCAAACCUCAUAUGAAUAUGAUCCAGAGUUUUCCCGUAUAGAAACAUGGUUGGACGAGAAUCCGGAAUUUUGCCAAGAUUAUUUCAUCAGAAAAGCGACAAGACAAUUAGUUGAUUCGUGGCUCAUAUCACAUGCAAAUUCUGGCAGCAGUGAACUACCAUCGCCUAUACAUGGAAAUGCACCGAACAAUUCAUCGAGGGGUGGGUCUGGUGCCACCACACCUGUUAGAAAAAUAUCAGCGCAUGAAUUUGAGCGUGGCGGCCUAUUAAAGCCCAUUGUAAAUACGAUAGAUGGAACGCCAACAUUUUUAAGUAUAAGUUCACAGAAUGAAAUGGUCUCAGGAUCAGGAUCAAGUCCAAUAAAUUCGUCUAGUCAUCCACACCGGCCACAGCGAUUGUCACGCAAUGAAUUAAAGCAUUUAGAUGAAAAACAGCUAAUUUUUGAAUUGGUGAAAGAUAUUUGCAAUGAGCUGGAUGUAAGAUCUUUGUGUCACAAAAUAUUACAAAAUGUUUCCAUAUUGCUGAAAGCUGAUCGAGGCUCACUGUUUUUGGUUCAAGGCAAAUGCACAGAUAAGAAUAAUCCUGACGCACCCAAAAAAUGUUUGGUAUCAAAAUUAUUUGACGUCUGUCCUCGAAGCACGCUUGAAGAAAUCGUACAGCACGAAGAGGUUCGUGUCGCUUGGGGUACAGGAAUUGCCGGUCACGUUGCUGAAAGUGGAGAGCCAGUUAAUAUACCGGAUGCAUAUCAAGAUGGACGUUUCAAUCGCGAAAUAGAUUUGCAAACGGGAUACCGAACAAAGGCUUUGCUCUGCAUGCCAAUUAAAGACUCUUCCGGAGACGUGAUUGGUGUUGCGCAAGUGAUGAACAAGCUAAAUUGCGAACGAUUUACAGAGAAUGACGAAAAGAUAUUUACAUCAUAUCUUCAAUUUUGUGGUAUUGGUUUAAGAAAUGCACAGCUUUAUGAAAAAUCUCUAUUAGAAGUAAAACGGAAUCAGGUUCUUUUGGAUUUGGCUCGAAUGAUAUUUGAAGAGCAAAGCACGAUAGAGCACAUGGUGCUGCGGAUUUUGACUCAUAUGCAGAGUUUGAUUCAAUGCCAGCGCGUUCAGAUACUGUUGGUUCAUGAGGCAUCUAAGGGCAGUUUCUCGAGAGUGUUUGACUUCGAAGCUAACGAUGUUAGCGAAGAGGAGAAUAGUACACGGACCAGUCCAUUUGAAUCCAGAUUCCCCAUCAACAUCGGAAUUACAGGUCAUGUAGCUACAACGGGAGAGACGGUGAAUAUAGCGAAUGCCUACGAAGAUCAUCGCUUUGACCAAAGUGUAGACGAUGGAUCGACUUUUAAGCACAAAACCAUACUUUGUAUGGCCAUCAAAAAUUCAUUGGGUCAAAUCAUCGGUGUCAUUCAAUUGAUCAAUAAAUUUGACAGCUUGACUUUCACCAAGAAUGACGAGAAUUUCGUUGAAGCAUUUGCAAUUUUUUGCGGAAUGGGAAUUCACAAUACACAUAUGUACGAGAAGGCGAUCGUUGCGAUGGCUAAACAAAGCGUCACAUUGGAGGUUCUCAGUUAUCAUGCAUCUGCGUCAAUGGAAGACGCGGUGCGCCUUCGAAAAUUGAAAAUUCCAUCGGCCGCGUAUUUCCAGUUGCAUGACUUCAGUUUUGAUGAUAUUUACAUGGAUGAUGAUGACACAUUGAGGGCGUGCCUGCGAAUGUUUUUGGAGCUGGACUUUGUUGAACGUUUUCAUAUUGACUACGAAGUGCUGUGUCGUUGGCUGUUGAGCGUAAAAAAGAAUUAUCGCAACGUUACUUAUCACAAUUGGCGACACGCUUUCAACGUUGCACAGAUGAUGUUCUCCAUUGUUACGACAACACAAUGGUGGAAAAUAUUCGGUGAAAUUGAAUGUCUGGCAUUGAUUAUCGCAUGUUUGUGUCAUGACUUGGAUCACAGAGGAACGAAUAAUUCGUUUCAAAUUAAAGCUUCGUCGCCUUUAGCCCAAUUGUAUUCCACCUCAACGAUGGAACACCAUCACUUCGAUCAAUGUCUCAUGAUUUUGAACAGCCCGGGUAAUCAAAUUUUGGCCCAUCUAUCGUCAGAAGAAUACAGCCGAGCCCUUCGCGUCUUGGAAGAUGCCAUUUUGUCAACUGAUUUGGCCGUUUAUUUCAGGAAACGUGGCUCGUUUUUGAAGCUUGUCAAACCGAAUACAUCCAUGGCAAAUUGGUUGAGUGAAGAGCCGAGAUCAUUGUUGCGGGCCAUGAGUAUGACUGUUUGUGAUUUGUCAGCCAUUACAAAGCCGUGGCCAAUUGAAAAGCGUGUGGCCGACCUUGUGACGUCGGAGUUUUUCGAGCAAGGUGACAUGGAGCGACAAGAGCUUAACAUCACUCCCAUUGAUAUAAUGAACCGGGAAAAGGAGAGAGAGUUACCAAUGAUGCAAGUGAAUUUCAUCGAUACCAUUUGUCUACCGAUUUACGAGGCCUUUGGAACGUUAUCGGAUAAGCUGCAGCCGCUAGUCAAUGGCGUAUUAGGCAAUAAAGAACAUUGGCUACAAAUGGCAAAAACUGUGCAAAAUCGAAGCAGUUCAUGUAAUAUGGGAACAAAUACCAACGAUUCAAUUACGACGCUAGUUUCGGCCAGCAAAAACGAUAACGAUGAAGACAACAAUUUGAACAAUAACAACAAUAUUGUGAACAAUAAUCGAUCGCCGUCGCUAACAAACGAAGACAAUAUUAUUUGUAAUGGCACAAACACAAACAGUGAAAUACCAAAAAUUGUUGGGAAAAUCGGAAGACUGAGCUCGCAAAAUAUUUUUUCUUCGAAGCAAAAUGGGAUAGAUUGCGAGAGUUUUUCACCGCGAGAUCUUACGCAGGAAGCAAUGGACCAAUAAACACAUACUAGUUUAUAUGUGACGAGAGAUUUUGUUACUGUUUUUUUUUCCUUUUUUUUUUUUUUUUUUUCGUCAUAUUUUUUUGGAUGUAUAUAUAUUUUUUUGUAUAACUUUCACCACAGCACCAAAAAAAAAAAGGAAAAAUUUGAAGAUUAUCACAUUGUAUCGAAACUAGUAAAAAACAUUGCAUCAAUCUAUGAAAUAGAUCUAUAUAUAUGCUGACAACAAUUACGUUAAUAAUUUGUAUUGGCUUAGCUUAGCUUAGCUUUUAGGGAUGACAAGUAAUGAUAUUAUAUUGUGAAGGAGAAACGAUGAUUUUUUUUUUUUGAAUUUAUUGAAAUUUUGUGUGUUUCAAAUAUGUGUAGUUUACUGAACUCCAAAUCAAAUAAAAUGCAACCAUUUUUGGUGUAACGAUUUUUCUGUGGAAAUCAACAAAAAUAACACAGCAGAAGAAAAAAACAAAACCUGUAAAUUAUUUUAUACCUAAACCUUAGUGAUGAGAUACUUUUAAUGAGAGAUAACUAAUCGAUUUUUUGCACAAAUUUAUUUUGAAAAAAAAAAAAAAAUGAACUCAGUUUUGAAAUGAAUUCAUUGUGUAUCUUUGUAAAUAGAAAUGCAAAAAUAAAAAAGCUGAACAAUUUUAAAAUAAGAAA
Messenger RNA from Sitodiplosis mosellana (orange wheat blossom midge), 5014 nucleotides. Its product is annotated as dual 3',5'-cyclic-AMP and -GMP phosphodiesterase 11-like. Gene Ontology annotation, biological process: signal transduction. Gene Ontology annotation, molecular function: protein binding; 3',5'-cyclic-AMP phosphodiesterase activity; 3',5'-cyclic-GMP phosphodiesterase activity. The record is from RefSeq and is a predicted model, not a curated record. The coding region runs from base 1413 to 4361 and encodes 982 amino acids. The transcript is spliced from 20 exons. Lineage: Eukaryota; Metazoa; Arthropoda; Insecta; Diptera; Cecidomyiidae.